ACGUUGGCAGCUCAGCGAUCCUUGAAAACCACGUGGCGCCUUUUGCGCCUGCGCGGCGCGUGUGACGCAACAGUGCCGGCGCGUUUCGACGUCAUCUCUGGGCGCCGCAUGGCUCUCUGCCCGCCAGGCUUCCUUGGCCAAGAUGGCGGCGGUCGCAUCCUGGGGCUGCCGGAAAUAUCUCUUAAAUGCGUGGCUUGUAUCCCGACAAUGCUCCGGCCCUGUGCAGCACCCCGCCUGCGUGUGCCGAACGGGCAGAACGGCGUUAGAAUUUUACCAGUCCAGAUGUUCUUCCUCGGGCCAUCGGAAAGGUUUCAUCUCUGGCUUUGUGGAGAACAUCAAGCAGGAACUGGCCAAGAACAAGGAGAUGAAGGAGAGCAUCCAGAAAUUCCGAGACGAAGCCAAGAAAUUGGAAGAAUCGGACGCCCUUCAGGAAGCGAGGCGGAAAUACAAAACCAUCGAGUCCGAAACCGUCAAGACCUCGGAAGUGCUUAAGAAGAAGCUAGGAGAACUCAGUGGCUCCGUCAAAGAGAGCAUAGAUGAAGUCAGCAAGAGCGAGAUUGGCCGGAAGAUCAUGGAAGGCAUGGAGGAAGCGGCCAAAACGGCGAAGCAGUCGGCGGAAACAGUCUCCAAAGGAGGAGAAAAGCUGGGCCGGACUGCAGCAUUCAAGGCCAUUUCGCAGGGCAUGGAGAGCGUCCGGAAGGAGAUUGACGAGAGCGUGCUGGGCCAGACGGGCCCUUACAGGCGUCCGGAGAGACUCCGGAAAAGGACCGAAUUUGCCGGCGAAAGGCUGAAAGACGAGCGGAUAUUCGAAGCCAAUGAACAAGCGAUGGGCAUGGUCCUACACAAAGACUCCAAGUGGUACCAGCAGUGGAAGGAGUUCAAGGACAACAACGUGGUUUUCAACCGUUUUUUUGAAAUGAAGAUGAAAUACGACGAGAGUGACAACACCCUCAUCCGUGCCUCGCGCGUCAUGACGGACAAAGUGACCGGCUUCAUAGGCGGGCUCUUCUCCAAGACAGAGAUGUCCGAGGUCCUGACGGAGAUCCUGCGUGUUGACCCCAACUUCGACAAGGACCACUUCCUCAAGCAGUGUCAGAACGACAUCAUCCCCAACGUUCUGGAGGCUAUGAUCUCCGGAGAUCUGGAUAUCCUGAAGGACUGGUGCUACGAAGCGACCUACAGCCAGCUGGCCCACCCCAUCCAGCAGGCCAGAGCGAUGGGGCUCCAGUUCCACUCCAAAAUCCUGGAUGUGGACAAUGUGGAUCUGGCGAUGGGGAAGAUGAUGGAGCAGGGCCCCGUGCUGAUCAUCACCUUCCAGGCUCAGCUGGUGAUGGUGGUUAAGAACCAGAAAGGAGAGGUGGUGGAAGGAGAUCCGGAGAAAGUCCUGCGGAUGUUGUACGUCUGGGCCCUCUGCAGGGACCCCGAAGAGCUGAACCCCUAUGCUGCCUGGCGGCUUCUGGACAUUUCUGCCUCCAGCACCGAGCAGAUCCUAUGAGUUGGCCCUGGGGGGGCUCGGCAGCGAUCCUGCAGAGGGUCCCCCCCCCCUCUUUCCUGCGCAGAGUCCAGCACGAGGGACUUCGUGGUGCAGCAGGGCUGGACCGGGGCGCUGGCUCGGAUGUGGAUGCUGGGAGACCCUCCCCCCUGGACUCUGUUUUCCUGGUCUUCAGACUCAGAGCUUGCCAGCAUCCGAGCACGAUGCGGAGCAACGCUGAUCCUCCUGCCCUCACGGACUUCUGGCGCCGGCCUGCGCUUUGCCAAAGUUGUGCCUGUUCCGAAAACUCGCUGCUCUCCCGUCUCGCGUCGAAGAGGCUUCUGGAACGGUCGUUUCCUUGCAGCUGAGUCGAGAGGCUGAGCCGGACCCCAGCGGGGCGGCCUUGGGGCGGGGGUGGGGUGGGGGACAACCUACCCACACGCGGGAGAGGAAGGCAGGAGGGUCUCUCGGUGUGGAAGGCUGGCAGGAGGGGGGUCUUCCUCCCAGGAGCUACUUUCUCAUAGAGUGGAACCUAGGGGUCUUCGGUACCCCUCCCCUCUUUCCGCAGCCCUGGCAGGAUUUGGACUUGGCUUAGCGCCCUUGGUGGGGGGCCAGGGGGGGUAGUGGCCUCCUGCCCAUAAGAGUCUUCUACCCCUCCCCUCUGUAAAUUAAAAAAAAAUGCAGCCCA
This is a messenger RNA of Thamnophis elegans (Western terrestrial garter snake), 2159 nucleotides long. It is a transcript of the gene TIMM44, whose product is annotated as translocase of inner mitochondrial membrane 44. Bases 143 to 1495 code for a protein of 450 amino acids. NCBI's taxonomy places the organism in Eukaryota, Metazoa, Chordata, Lepidosauria, Squamata, Natricidae. The transcript is spliced from 13 exons. Gene Ontology annotation, molecular function: protein-folding chaperone binding. Gene Ontology annotation, cellular component: mitochondrial inner membrane. Gene Ontology annotation, biological process: protein import into mitochondrial matrix. The record is from RefSeq and is a predicted model, not a curated record.